Molecule: messenger RNA, 1379 nt
Organism: Tarenaya hassleriana
Lineage: Eukaryota; Viridiplantae; Streptophyta; Magnoliopsida; Brassicales; Cleomaceae
Product: malonyl CoA-acyl carrier protein transacylase
Exons: 10
Coding region: 99-1208 (369 amino acids)
Molecular function (GO): [acyl-carrier-protein] S-malonyltransferase activity
Source: RefSeq, a predicted model, not a curated record
GAAAUCAAUGCGACACAAAAGGUGUAAUUGUGAAGUUUGCCCCUCUCAUCGUACGCACUCCUCCGGCGUCUCUUAUCCUGCGCACCCUUACCUCCGCCAUGGCCGCCGUCGCAUUUUCAUCCUCGUCCUCCAUCCUCCUCCAUCCCGUCUCCUUCAACAAGCUGAGCUUCACCAGAAAUGCGUCCCAGAGCUUCGCCGUCAAGAAUCUCGGCCGAUCUAGGGUUCUCAUGAGCGCCUCCAUCGGAUCUCAGACCACCGCCGAGGACGCCUUGUUCUCCGAUUACAAACCCUCCUCUGCAUUUCUCUUUCCCGGCCAGGGUGCACAAGCUGUGGGGAUGGGGAAAGAAGCUCAGAGCGUCCCCGCAGCUGCAGGGUUGUAUAAGAAAGCCAACGAUAUCUUGGGGUAUGAUCUUCUGGAUAUUUGUCUGAAUGGUCCAAAAGAGAAGCUCGAUUCAACUGUCAUAAGCCAGCCUGCUAUUUACGUCACAAGCUUAGCAGCAGUUGAAUUAAUCCGUGCUCGUGAAAGCGGCCAACAAAUAAUCGAUUCUGUUGAUGUGACCUGUGGUCUCAGCCUGGGAGAGUAUACUGCUCUCGCAUUUGCCGGAGCCUUCAGCUUUGAGGACGGCCUUAAACUCGUAAAACUGCGCGGAGAAGCCAUGCAGGCAGCUGCGGAUGCGGCCAAGAGUGGCAUGGUCAGUAUAAUAGGUCUGGAUUCAGAAAAAGUUCAACAGUUGUGUGAUGCAGCAAACAUGGAAGUAGAUGAAGGAAACAGAGUUCAGAUCGCGAAUUAUUUAUGCCCGGGCAAUUACGCGGUAUCUGGAGGUAUCAAGGGAAUCGAGGCUGUCGAAGCCAAAGCCAAGUCAUUCAAGGCCCGGAUGACGGUGCGGUUGGCAGUAGCGGGUGCAUUCCACACAAGUUUCAUGGAACCGGCGGUGUCGAGAUUGGAGGCGGCACUUGCAGCAACUGAGAUUGCAACUCCAAGGAUCCCAGUGAUCUCCAACGUCGAUGCCCUCCCUCAUUCUGACCCACUCGCUAUCAAGAAGAUACUUGCUCGCCAGGUCACUUCUCCGGUACAGUGGGAGACGACUGUGAAGACCCUUCUGUCCAAAGGACUCCAGAAAAGCUAUGAGUUGGGACCAGGAAAGGUUAUUGCUGGGAUCAUCAAGAGAGUAGACAGAAGCGCCGAAAUCGAAAACGUCAGUGCCUGAAAAAUGACCAUUCUACUUGCAAUGUAGGUUUUUUGUUUGGUUUUUGGUCCUUCUAUUGAACUAUAAAUGUCAUUGAAGAGUUUACGCAAGAAUCUCUGAGGGUCAACUCAAGAGUUUGCAAGAGAUUCAAGUUUUGUAUUGAAUAAUUGGAGACGACUCCUUUUUCUUAAA